UCCCAGCUAUUUAACACCACCGUCAUUCAACGUGGUAAGGUGGGCUCGUCCAGUGUCACUCACCGAAAGCUUUGAGAUUGGCCUUCGUAGACAAUGGCCCUUCGCAAAACAGACUCCAACUCUCAGUCGAAUAUCGAAUCUGGUCCUCUGGCCUCCCUGUACCUGUCUAUGCGCUUGGGAUUGGGGGAACGCAUCUACGGGAGUUAUGAAUCCAUUACCCGGAUCAGCCCCAAGCUGGUGCUCAAAUGUGGGCCCGAAAUCCGCCACUCUGAGGCGCUUACAAUGCAAUACAUCGCCGCCAAGACGACGAUUCCGGUCCCACGCGUCCACAGUGUUUUCCAGAACCGUGAUGGCCGCCUCCGAAUCCUGAUGGACUACGUCGCGGGCGAUGAGCUGGAGAAGGUCUGGGACCAGAUGACGCCGGACCAGCAGCACGACGUCGUCCGCCAGCUGCGCGGCUUCCUCGCGCAGCUCCGUGCGCUACCGCCGCCGCAUCCCGGGGCCGUCGAGGCUGUGGACGGCACGGCCUGCAAGGACUUCCAUAUCCGGCCGAACAGCACGGGCUUCGGACCCUUCCCCUCCGUUACGGAGUACCAGGAGUUCUUGGGCUACCGCUCGCUGAUGACGACGCACCGGGGGCAGUUCCCACAGCACGAGGCGUCGCUCCGGCUCUGCGAGCAACGCGCAGCGGCCGGCGCGUAUCGCACCGUCUUCACACACUGUGAUUUGGCGCCGCGCAAUAUCAUCGUCCGCGGCUCUACCAUUGUGGCGGUCCUGGACUGGGAGAUGGCCGCGUGGAUGCCCGAGUACUGGGAGUACACGACCGCCGCGUUCACGAACAGCAGCAUACCGACAUUCUGGGACAUGAUGAAGGAGCAUGGGUUUCCUGAGCAGUAUCCCGCUGAGUUUGAUGUUGAAUGCUGUAUGUCUGCGCUGUGUACUCGGUAUUAG
This is a messenger RNA of Mycena indigotica, 951 nucleotides long. RefSeq names its product Kinase-like protein. The transcript has a single exon. The record is from RefSeq and is a predicted model, not a curated record. Bases 94 to 951 code for a protein of 285 amino acids. Lineage: Eukaryota; Fungi; Basidiomycota; Agaricomycetes; Agaricales; Mycenaceae.